AUGGAGAUCAUACGUGUUGGAGAUAUCCGCUACGAGGAACACAGCAAUGGCUGGAAUAUUCUAUAUGGGCACAAGCCAUCCUCAAUCUUGCUUCCUAGAACUGCGGAAGAGGCAGCGUCUUGUCUGAGGAAUGUUAUUCGCCGAAAAGAGAAAUUUCGGAUUCGAUCUGGCGGCCAUGAUGUCAACGGCUAUUCUACAGCAGACGGUGUUAUCGUUAUUGAUCUGCGCCAUCUCGACUCUAUCGACAUCAGCGAUGACAGUACCCAGGUCAAGUUCGGCCCUGCAGUAAAGUUCAUGUUUGUUAUCUCUCAGAUGCCACAGGCUCGCCAUCCCAUAGUUACUGACUAUAUAGUCAGUCAUCUUUCCUAG
Messenger RNA from Penicillium expansum, 369 nucleotides. RefSeq names its product FAD linked oxidase, N-terminal. The transcript has a single exon. The coding region runs from base 1 to 369 and encodes 122 amino acids. Gene Ontology annotation, molecular function: FAD binding. The record is from RefSeq and is a predicted model, not a curated record. Lineage: Eukaryota; Fungi; Ascomycota; Eurotiomycetes; Eurotiales; Aspergillaceae.